AUGUUUGACAGAUUAUCAAAAUUUGCUUUCAGUUCUUUUUUUAACAAGUGCAACAAAACAAACAGCAUCAACAACAGCAACCCCAUUAACAACGACAAUAACGACAAUUGCUACAACAACAACAACAACGAAGAAGACGACGACGAAGAGAAAUUAGAAGAGGAAAUGAGUUUCAAAUACAUUCCCGCAAAGUCUAACAACCACACAACCUGCAACUACAAAAAACUGCAAACCACUGAAUUUGUCGGCAACAACACCGGCAACAACAUAAACAACUAUGGCAAUAAUGCAAAUGAAGAUGGCGAUGAGAGCGAUGACGGCAGCGAUCACGACCUCACCACAACCAGCAGCCCCAACAACGGCUUCUGUACAGUGGUCAUUGAAAACCCUCCUUACAGCAGCUGCAACACUCACAUGCACAACCACUUCGACCACAUUUCACACGAACGUCACCCUGACGUCACUGAAAAAACUGGUAACGAGGGAGAUGUUGUAUGCCAUGCUAAUUUCCAUAGUUGUAUUCACGCCGAUUUCAACAUGAGCGCAGGUGCCAGCAGUAGUGAAGCAAACAGAAAUAAUAACGAGAACAAUCUUGCUGAUGACAGCACUGUUAGUAACAAUUUUGUGGACAGUGCUGACGCUUCCGCAGCCACAACAUCUACUUCAACUACACCUAAUGCUACACUUUCUAUUACAAACAGUAUUACUACUACCAGCGUAAAUACUAAUUACACUGAUAAUACUGCUUGCAAUAAUAAACUGUUCGGUUUAAAAAUUAAAAGCUGUGUUAAUACAGAUACAAGCCAUAACAACAACAACAAUAACAACAACAACAACAACAACAAUAAUAAAAUUAAUAAAAAUAAUAAUAAAAAUAAUUUGAAAAAUGUAGCAGUUGCAACAGGCCAGCAAUCAUGUUAUUGUAUGAAAAGUCCAAAUAAAACGAAAUCUUUGCGAAUAAAUUUCAUCAGCAAAUUCCGAAAGAACCUGAAACGCUCGAAGAAGAGUUACUCCCCCGUGCGGACAUCCCUUUCGACGGGCACCGCCAUCACCUGCCUCGCCGACAACAUCUCUAUCAACAGCGGCCACAGCAACCGGAACAACAUCGCAGAUAACAACACAAACAACAGUAACGACCAAAAUACUCACGCAAAAAGCAGCUGCCACAACGACGACAGCUUCAACAACAUUCAAGUCAUUAACAACAGCCAAAAAGCUCAAACGAAAAGUAAAAAUAAUUGCAACAUAUCCAACAACGACAAAACUUUAAAAGAAAGCGGCAAAAUAAAAUCCGUCAACAACAAAAACAACAACAAUGAUGACGAUAAUGAUGACGAUAAGAUAGAGGUACUUAGUGACAUCAUUGCUUUCGAGGACAGCACAUUAAAUAAAAAGGCAACAAAAAAGAAAAAUUCGCAGUCUGGCUGGAAGGACUUCGAGGAAAACCGCAACAGAAGAAAACAACAUGGCGACCAGGGUGCGGCCGCAGUUACACUCAUCAAACCUCCUCAACUUAUAAAGUUCUCAAGAACAACGCUUCUAACUACAACGGCAACGACAACAACUGCAUCCGGCAAAAACAUCACAAACAUUGAGAGUGACGUCAGAACUUCGGUUGAGACUGCAGAUGCACAACAUCACAUCAACAUCGCAGGAAGCUUCUUUUCAGAGUGA
This is a messenger RNA of Helobdella robusta, 1674 nucleotides long. RefSeq lists its product as hypothetical. The record is from RefSeq and is a predicted model, not a curated record. NCBI's taxonomy places the organism in Eukaryota, Metazoa, Annelida, Clitellata, Rhynchobdellida, Glossiphoniidae. The transcript has 2 exons. The coding region runs from base 1 to 1674 and encodes 557 amino acids.